Molecule: messenger RNA, 1374 nt
Organism: Gaeumannomyces tritici R3-111a-1
Lineage: Eukaryota; Fungi; Ascomycota; Sordariomycetes; Magnaporthales; Magnaporthaceae
Exons: 3
Coding region: 1-1374 (457 amino acids)
Biological process (GO): nitric oxide catabolic process; cellular response to nitrosative stress
Cellular component (GO): intracellular anatomical structure
Molecular function (GO): nitric oxide dioxygenase [NAD(P)H] activity; FAD binding; heme binding
Source: RefSeq, a predicted model, not a curated record
AUGGCCCUCACCUACCAGCAGAUGAAGCUCGUCAAGAGCACGGUCCCGGUGCUCAAGGAGUCGGGAGAGCUCAUCGCCACCACCUUCUACAGAGACAUGCUGGCCGAGAACCCCAGGCUGCGCGAGGUCUUCAACAGCGUCAACCAGAAGAGCGGGAGGCAGCCGCGCGCCCUGACGCAGGUCAUGCUCAGCUUUGCCAACAACGUCAGCCACACGAGCGAGCUCAUCCCCACGCUCGAAAAGAUAUGCAACAAGCACUGCUCACUUGGCAUCCAGCAGGCAGAUUACAGCAUCGUUGGCCGCUAUCUGAUCUUGGCCUUUGCCCAUGUGCUCGGACCCGCGUGGACGCCCGACGUCGAGCUGGCCUGGACCAAGGCCUACUGGGUGCUCGCCAAGAUGAUGAUCGCCCGGGAGUCGCAGCUGUACGGCGAGUUCGGCGACUGGACGAGCUGGCGCAAGUUCAAGAUCUCCCGCAAGGAGCGCCAGUCCAAGGCGCUCGACGCCAUGGUCUCCUUCUAUCUCAAGCCCGUCAACGGCAAGCGCCUACCGCCCUUUUUUCCGGGCCAGUACGUGUCCAUACAGGUCAGGGUGCCCAUCAGCGGCCUCCUGCAGUCGCGCCAGUACUCGCUGAGCGAGGCGCCCCGCAGGGAGGGCGACUACUACCGCAUCACCGUCAAGAGGGAGGAGGGCGGCCGCUACGUCGGCGGCGGCGGCGGCAGCAAGGGCAGCGGCAGCGGCAGCGGCAGGACCGGGACGGCGGCGUCGUCGAUAAGGUCCAUCUCGACCACGUCGACGUCGUCCCCGAGGCCGCCGUCGGCGACGGAGCAGGGGCCGUCGUACACGUGCCCGGGCGUCGUGUCCAACCUGUUGAUCGACGAGAUGGGCGAGGGCGACGUGGUCGAGGUGUCGCACCCGUCGGGCGAGUUCUUCCUCGACACCAACAACGACAGCAGCGUCCCGCUCGUGCUCAUCUCGGCCGGCGCCGGCGUCACGCCCAUGAUCUCCAUCCUCAACUCGGUCCUCGAGACGCAGCCGAGCCGCGAUAUCUCGUGGAUCCAGGGCGUGCGCCACACGGUCCCGUUCGAGGAGCACGUCCGCCAGAUCAAGAGGACUCACCCCAAUGUGCGGACAAACGUCUUCAAGACGGAGCUGGCCGAUGGCGAGCUCACGGGUGCCACCCUCCACGGCCGCAUGGACCUCGCAAAGGUCAGCCGCGCCGACCUGUUCCUGGACCACGGCGCCGCCGACUUUCGGUGCUGCGGGCCCGAGGCCUUCAUGAUCGCCGUCGCCCAAUACCUGCGCGACGAGAAGGUCGAGCCGAGCCGGAUCAAGUUUGAGCUGUUCAGCACAGGGGUUAUGGCCAGUACAGCCUGA